AUGCCAAUGGAAAAUGAAGAUAUUCAUCACUCUCCCUCCGAGCCUGAAGUGGAGGAGAUUCAUGAUUCUCCCAGAGCAUGUGUAGCUGAUGAACAUGAUUAUCAGAAAACGAUAUAUUCUAAGUAUUCUCGAGGUGAUGAUGACGAUGAUAUUUAUGAUGGCAUACAGUUUUUGAAUGAAUUCGACUUUACUGGAAUUAACAAUGACAUUCCAACCAACAUAGAGUUUGAUCUCAAUGAUGAAGACUUUGAUCCUUUUCUCGGUAUCACCAGCAGCCAUGCAAAUAAAGUCAAUGAAGUUGUUUCUCUAUCAACCAAGACUAGAGCUGAAGAAGAUUCUCUCAAAAUUCUAUUCUCCACCUCAAAGCCCUUAGAGGUCACAACAAGCCAAGGGGAUGUGACAUCAGAGAUUCCUCCUUCUGUGUCAUUUGUCUCAACAUCAGCUCCAAUCAUUUCCGACUUAUCUGAACCUCAUACUUCUCAGACUUCCUUAAGAAGAAGACAAUCUCUUGAAAGUCUGGAGAUUCCCGCUGUAAAAAGUGCUCCUCAAGUUACCUCAACAAUCACUGCAACCUUUGGUCACUCUCCUCCAAAGCAGUCUAAUGAAGGUCUAAGCACAAUGUUCGAGACUGGUGGAUCCUCUUAUGUUCCAGAAUAUUCUCCAACUCGACCUUCUCUAGAUGAAGCUUCUAUCAGACUAGUAAGACAUUUGGCUCAAUCAAGUCCAACCUCUUCACGCGGGAAAGGAAGAUCAUUUAACGAGGGUCGGACAGAUGAUGAAAAAUUCUCCUCAUCUGAUCUUCGAGAGGAAGUUGGAGUUCUCCGCCAACAGCUCAUUGAAAAAUCAAUUCAAAUGGAUCAACCUUCUGCAUAUGUCUUGGAGCUCAGGGCAAAGGAUGAAGAAAAGACCAAACAAAUCAAAGAUUUACAAACAAGUCUUAAUCUCAAGAACGUAUUGUAUGAUGCUUUUGGUGAAAAAGUUAACGCUCUCUUCCAACAGCCUCAUGGAGUAGAUGAUCCUCCUUCAGCUCAAUCACCUCAUGCAACUGAUGAUCUUCAUGUUGACCCACCUGCUCCAAGAUCAACUAUCAUUGUAGACAGAUUUGAAAAAGAACCAGAAGGAAGCAGAGCUAGAAUCACAAUUAAACAAGGCAAAAGAGUUGUGACUGAAAACCAACGCUAG
This is a messenger RNA of Lactuca saligna, 1182 nucleotides long. NCBI's taxonomy places the organism in Eukaryota, Viridiplantae, Streptophyta, Magnoliopsida, Asterales, Asteraceae. The record is from the annotation of a GenBank genome assembly.